Messenger RNA from Homarus americanus (American lobster), 9517 nucleotides. RefSeq names its product leucine-rich repeat serine/threonine-protein kinase 1-like (gene Lrrk). Gene Ontology annotation, molecular function: ATP binding; protein kinase activity; protein binding. The transcript has 45 exons. The record is from RefSeq and is a predicted model, not a curated record. Bases 157 to 8199 code for a protein of 2680 amino acids. Gene Ontology annotation, biological process: protein phosphorylation. NCBI's taxonomy places the organism in Eukaryota, Metazoa, Arthropoda, Malacostraca, Decapoda, Nephropidae.
CGCCACCAAACUCGUAGUCACUGCAAGCACCCACCAGCUGUUUCUGUGCUUUCUCUGCUCCUGCCCUGCCUGCUGUGCUUCUUCUGACUGCUCCGGCUGGUCAGUGGCGACGGGAGGAAACUAGGGUCUCGAGGGAAUGCUCUGUCGGUGGCGGCUAUGCCGAGGGGCCGAGCCAAGAGACCGAAGAGAGACCUACCCAAGAGGAAGAAUGCACGAGAACUUGCCCGCCAAGAACUACACUCAGCUCUGCGUGAAUCCUGCAGCCGGGGAGAUGUGUCCGCGGCCAAAGCCAUUUUGCGCGACUUGGGCGCUGAAGCACAGAUCAUCAUCAAUUCUGCACCUAAUGGAUCCAACACACUGCUCUUUAAGGCCUGUGAGGAGGGUCAGCGGGAGAUGGUGCGACUACUUCUGGACCACGGGGCAGAUGGCAGGAUCCACCCUGUCACAAAAUACUCGCCACUCUAUAUUGCUUGCUAUUAUGGUCGCAGGGAUAUAGCUGAAAUGCUGCUGAAAAAAUUCCCAGCCUUGGUGAGUGUGUCUACUGUAGAGCGAUGGCUACCACUACAUGCCUGCAUCAUCAAUGGUCAUGCAGCUGUCUUAGAACUGCUACUCAAGUUCCCUUAUCCAGAUGAUUCUCUCCGGAAAUAUUGGGACAAGACAGGGCAGUAUGAGUAUGAUAUGGCUUUUGAUAUGAAUAUGAAGGAUGUAACUGGACAGAGUGCAUUGUACCUGGCAUGUUAUGUUGGGAAUCAAAAGCUGGUUGAUCUUCUCCUCAAGCACAGAGUGCAAGGAAUUAAAGUGAAGACUAAAGAAGAACUAGAGAAGGAAAGACAUCAAAAAGAACAGGACACUAGUAGUAAUGACUCCAAAUCAAGUAGCAGAGAAAACACAAAAACGAGUAUCAAUUCAAAUACAGAUCUAGCAGAGAAGAGUGAUGAGGUGGCCAGCCCAACUAAACACCGUAUUUCUGGGGGCAUUCAAGCCCUGAUGUCAAAGUUGAAUCUUGUUAGAACAGAGAGCAACCAAAAAGAUAACAUGAUUUCACCACUUGACAUCGACAUGUACUGUAAUAGCAAUACAGAGACAGCACUCCAUAUUGCAGUCAAGAAUAAACAUCACAGCAUUGUGUCAAUGUUGUUAGCAGCAGGAGCAAACCCUAACUUGAGGGUCUAUCUUCCUGAUGAUGAGAUGGCCAGACUAGCUGAGGAUGAGUAUAUUUUCACAGGCUCAACUGCACUGGUAGAAGCAUGUCGUAACCGAGAUCUUGGCAUGCUGGACCUGCUACUUAAAAGCCAUGCCAGAGAUGAUGAGUGCAAAGCACUCUUUAUUGCUGCUCAUGCCAAGGAUGAAAUCAUCGUGUCCAAACUCCUGGCACUCAAGGCACAUCCAGAUCCAGAAUUCAAAGUGAAUAAAAGAGCCCUUGAGAUCAAACCGAGCCAACAGUUCAGUUCUCUGGGUGUGGGAAAUGCUGGAGGAGUCUACUCUUCCCUAGCGCCGACCACACCGGUGAUGAUCAACUGGCAUGGACAGCGCUGCCUCUCAUAUCUGAAAGACCAGUGGUUAGUGGAUGCUUCAGUGAACCUCAAUCCUAAGUUGAAACUCAGUCCACGUAAUCAGGUCAUUGCUCUCUAUGCCAUCACACGCUUGGACAUUUCUAAUAAUGCCCUAACUGAACUUCCUGACAUGAUCUUCCAACUUCCUAGUUUGAAGACAUUAAAUGCAGCUCAGAACAAAAUAGAGAAAUUGCCUCCAACCAUUGGACAGUUUAUUGAUGGUACUGUGACUCUGCCAAGAAAAGGAUCAAAAAAAGAACUCUUCAUGGGCCCAGUAUCAGUUUUAGAGGAAGUUCAUCUCCAGGACAACAGACUAGAUUCUCUGCCAGAUGGUAUCUUCACACUUCCUGCCCUCCAGCUUCUUGAUGUGUCAAAUAACAAAUUGUCAUCACUGCCAUACAAGAUAUGGACUGCUCCAAAAUUACGAGAACUCAAUGCUUCACUUAACCUACUUCAUGACCUUCCUACACGGCCGGAUGGACUUGGACAUGAUUCAGGGAUGGGUUCAGAUGCAAUGAGUGAGAUCAGUGAUGAAGACAGCUUAUCAUCAACUAGCGAUCUGCAGCUUAGUCUCUUAGAUGAUUCUACUGAUGAGUCCCCUGCUCGCCGUAAGACCCCAGAUCCAAGAGGAGUGCUGUCUUUAGGGAAGCAUGGAAAUGUCAUCACUUGCUGUCGUCGUCGAGAAUUGAAGCAUCACAGCUUGUGGUCCAAUUCAAUAGAAAUCCAGGAAUCCUUGGUAGGAGUGAGAGAGACUGAAGAAGAGACUUUGUCCAAUUUACAAUCUCUCAACUUAUCCCACAAUGCCUUCACAUCCGUUCCCAGUGGUCUGGCUUGCCUGGCACUCUCCCUUAACCGUCUCAAUUUUAGCUAUAAUAGACUAAAUGAAAUGGGUUCAGCCAGCAACUACCCAGUUGGUUUGAAACAAUUAGAUCUAUCUCACAACCGUAUCCGAGCCUGGCCCACUGUGGCCCGUAGUGAGUCUCUGGAAAGUCUGGAGUCUACUGUAUCAUCUUGCUAUGCACUCGCAGAACUCUCCAAGAGUAGCAGAUUUUCAUGCCAAGUUAGGACUAGUAAAUACCUACCCUUUUCCUUCCUCCCAUAUUACACUUACACAGGUCGCAAGUUUAGUCAGAAUUUGAGUGUGAAUCGUGUACGAGGAGGCACAAAUUCUCCCCUCGGUUCUUCCCCAACACCUGGUCACUGCAUCCAUCGUCGUCAUAUUCGCCUUGAGUCUCUAAGGACUUUAAUCUUGGCGGAUAAUCAACUGACUCGACUGUGCCUCUAUCUAGAUGACAACGAAUUUUCACUAGCAAAUGAAGUUGAUGAAAAUGAAACAAGCACCGUCCGAGCCUCUACCCCUAGGAAGUCCUGGUUAUUAUUCCCAAAUCUCUCGAUGUUGGACGUUAGCAACAAUCUCCUCCGUGAUUUACCUACAACACUUCAUGAGCUUACUAACUUAUCUGUUUUAAAUAUAUCAGGUAAUAGUGACAUUACUGAGCUGCCACCUGAGAUGGGUCUUUUAUCCCGCUUGUGGAAUCUCAACACACGAGGAUGCUCACUGCAAGAGCCUCUGAAGUCCAUGAUUGAGAGUAAGAAGUACAAAACCAUGGAUGUCAUCGGUUAUCUCAAGAGCAUAUUGGAGGAUGCAAGACCAUAUGCAAGAAUGAAAUUGAUGAUUGUUGGAGUUCAAGGCAUUGGAAAGACAUCCCUGUUGGAGCAACUACGGCAGGAAGGGACUGGUUCCUACAGAAAAAAGCCAGUUGAGCACUGGGCAAAAAGAAUGGGAAAUAAAAACAUCAACACACGUACUUCACGGGGCACCAGCAUGUCCACUGUUGGAGUUGACAUUGGAGACUGGAUAUAUGAGAAAAAAGUCAGAGGCCAUAGUAACUAUGGUCCAGUGGUCUUCAGGACAUGGGACUUUGGUGGUCAGAAAGAGUACUAUGCAACACACCAGUAUUUCCUCUCCAAGCGAUCUUUGUAUCUUGUGGUAUGGAAAAUCAGUGAUGGGGAGAGGGGUGUGGCAGAAAUUCUACAGUGGCUUGUCAAUAUUCAGGCCCGAGCUCCCAACUCUCCUGUGUUGAUAGUUGGCACGCACUAUGAUCUCGUUAAAGAAAAAUUUCCGCCAUCCUGGAGUGAGGAUCUGCAGCAGAUGAUCCGUGACAAAUUUAUCAAUGUUAUUGAUGCUGAUAAAUUGGGCUUGCCACGUGUUUUGGACACCAUAGAGGUGAGCUGCAAGACGAGACACAACAUCAAAUUGCUAAGCAACUUGAUAUAUGACACAGUCUUCAGUCUCAAAACUCCUGGGAGCAAAGAACGGUUACUUGAGCAACGCAUUCCGGCCUCUUACCUUGCUCUUGAAGAUGUAGUCAGUGUUCUGGCCUUGGAACGACGGGUUCAAGGCCGGGACCCAGUAUUGCCUGCAGACAAAUAUCAAGCCCUUGUUACUCAGGAGAUGUCCAGUAGAGGUCACCGUCCAUUCAGGGAUGUAGCUGAGCUCAACCAGGGCACAACUUUUCUCCAUGAGAAUGGUGUUAUGCUUCAUUAUGAAGAUGCAACUCUGAAGGACUUGUACUUCCUUGAUCCUCAGUGGCUGUGUGACAUGUUGGCCCAUGUUGUCACUAUAAGAGAAAUCAACCCCUUUGCUCGCAAUGGCAUAAUGAAGCUUGAUGACCUAAAGCAUGUGUUCAAGUCAUCAACAUGCGCUCCAGUGGAUGCCAAAUCAUACAUCGUGAAUUUACUUAACAAAUUUGAGGUGGCUCUCACCUGGGACAACCGAACCUUGCUCAUCCCUUCCCUCCUUCCAUCUGAAGUGCAGCUGCGUGAGGGACUACCAGGGAUGGAUGUUAGGGUAAAGAUUCCAGUACGCUCAAGAGGUUGGUCUGUACGGAGCAAGAAGUUCUCCAGCAAUUCAGGGUCUACUAUUGUUGGCAACUCUGCCUUCUACAUGGCCAAUACUGAGGAGCGUAAACCAAGACCAUUAUCUUCUCAUGGACUUACAAACAAGCUAUGGAGCCCCAAGAAAGAAACUGCUGAACCCAGUAUAACUCCAUCAUCAGAAGCUCCAGCUGUCCAAGUGACCCACCGCUCAGCUCCACAUGCUGCAAUCAGAAGACUUUUACUCAUGUCUUACUUCCCAUCUGGAUUUUGGUCUCGGCUCAUCACCAGGAUACUAGCGGAUGAUGCUGUUGUUGAUAUAAUUAGGAGUUACUUUGUCAUGCCAAGAGAGGUUUUAAAUGACCGUGGGUUGUCAUCAGUCCUGGGUGGCCAGGCAGAGUGGGUGUGCUGGCAGACUGGCAUGGAACUUCAUUAUGCCCAUACCACGCUCUUUCGCAUGCGAGAAGUACUGCCCAUACACUGUCAUGGUCCAUCUCCAGCUUCUUAUGGACCUCAUACCCCAACUCACGGCCCCAACCAUCCUUCAACGCAACCCAAUCAUCUUGUGUAUGACUAUAAGAGCAUGCGCUUUCUUGUUAGACAAGAAGGCGUAUGGUCAGAUGUUGAGGUCAAUAACUCAGCUGUGUUAGAGAUAUGCCUUCCAAAUGAAGCUGUAGUAAUCAAACGACCUCUUCAAGAUAAUGACAUUACCAACUCAGCAGCAGAUAUUCUGGCUUGUGGCAUACAGUCUGUUGUUCUGGAUCCGGCACCAGAAUGUGUUGCAAAGCUCCUCUCCCUUACUGUAGACCAUAUUGAUACCUUGCUAGAAGACUGGUAUCCCACUCUUGGCACACGUUUUGUACAUACAAGUGAAGGAAAGUUCCUAGUGACCCGUCUGGUUCCGUGUCCCGUGUGUCUGGAGUGUCACGGUCAACAUGAGGGUCCUGGCAACCAUCCCCAAGCUCGACACUUGCCUGAUAAUUGGGGAUCUUUUGUAGAGAUGAACCCUCUUUACUGCUCCAUGACAGCAUCGCAGAUUUCUCAAGACUUGAAUGCCUCACAUAACUCUUCUCUGGAGCGAUCUCUCCUCACUAACAGUAUACUGGGAAGUCUGGUUCCGUCCCAGCAGAGUAAUCCUGCAACUGUUCCAUUUGGUGGAGUGUCUUCACCCCAGCCAGGAGGUAGGUCAUCUACAUCCUCAACACCAGCAGGAGGAGGAGGAGUUUCUCCUGCCGGAGCAGCAGGUGGAGGAAGCAUGUCACCACAGCUUCCCAGACGUAGCUGGGGAUCACGCGAGUCAUACACCUCAGAUGGUGACAGUGGAGUUGGAGCCGAGUCAACCACUUCUAGCCGCAAGGCAUCUGCUGAAGGUCGACCUGACCUAGACAACAGUGGCAAAAAUGAGGGUGAGAGUUUUGGAGGUCAAGAGGUGACACCAGUUGUGUACUCAUUUAUGGUGGAGGAGUGCAUAUUAGCUGCCUAUACUGCCCGCUCUGUGCCCUGCCCCCUUCAUGCGGACCUGCUUUUGGCCCAGAUUGCUCCAGACACUGUAUUUUUGGACUUGGGUGACCGUUAUCUUGUGCGCCCCGAGGUAAUCAAGCAGGGAAAGUUACUAGGUCGUGGUGGGUUUGGCUUUGUCUUCCAAGGCACUUGCCGAAACAGAAUAAAUGGUGCACCUAUGGAUGUAGCACUAAAAAUGUUACAGCCUGUGGAUCCAGGCAACAGUGCCCGUCAGAGUGCUAUUGUUGCAUACAAGGCUGCCCAGAGCAAGUGGGAACGAGACCCUCUUCAGUAUGCAUGUAAAGCCUAUUGCUCAGCAAGGCAGGAGGUUAAUAUCCUACUGUCUCUGCGCCACCCGCACAUUGUGCCACUUGUUGGUGUUUGUCCACGUCCACUUGCUUUAGUCCUAGAAUUAGCACCUCAAGGAGCUUUGGAUCAGUGUCUGAAACACUACCAGCGAUCAGGAGCCAGAUUAUCCCUCCACACACUUCAAGCUGUAAUACUACAGGUUGCGAAGGCUCUGGAGUAUCUCCAUGGCCAACACAUCAUCUACCGUGACCUGAAGAGUGAGAAUGUACUGGUGUGGGAAUUGCCACCACCAUUCCACCACCAACCCCAUCCUAGAAUAGAUGUCCGAUUAGCAGACUAUGGUAUCAGUCGAUCAAGUUUGCCCACUGGUACAAAGGGUUUUGGAGGGACUGAAGGCUUUAUGGCUCCUGAGAUGAUGCGACAUAAUGGAGAAGAGGAGUAUACUGAGAAGGUUGAUUGUUUUUCAUUUGGUAUGUUCAUGUACGAGCUGCUCACAACGCACCAGCCAUAUGAACAUUGUGACAACGUCAAGGAGCACGUCCUGGAGGGUGGCAGGCCAGCUCUUACACACAGAGAAACAGAAUAUCCUGUGUAUGUAAUGGACCUCAUGGUAAUGUGCUGGUCUCAACAGCCUCGCCUUAGACCUUCAGCCUCUCAGAUAGUUUCUAUUGCAUCAGCUCCAGAGUUCACGCACCUGUUAGAUGUUGCUUCACUUGACCAUUCAUUAAAUAUAAUGGAUGCAAUUCGAGUACCUCCGGCUAUAGUGAAGGAUGAAGAUGGUGAAUUAGUCGUCCGAGACCAGGGCAGUGUGUGGGUGAGCCGAACUUCACCUCAGUUGGAUAUGGUUGGAGCGGGGGAGUGGGGAUGGGGAGCUUAUACUAGCAUCGAGGGCUUACCUGAUACAAUAACUGCCAUGUGUUGCGUUGGAGAAUAUGUUUGGCUUGGAGAUAAUGCUGGCAAUAUCCAUGGUUACAACAUGGUGGAUUAUGGGCGUGUGUUCAGCUACUGUCUAGAGCCUGAUGCCCCUCAGUCAUCCCCAGUUCGAUCACUGUGUAGUCUUCAUGCUCUUGGAAGAGUGGCUGUUGCUCUGUGUAAUGGACGCCUCUUCUUGUGUAGCUCUGAUGUUACACCAACAUCACCUGUGCUUGGAGAGGGAAGUUUUGUUAUGACUGAACUGGCUGGUUCUACACAAGAGAUUCACUGUCUUGCUGUUUCUCAAACUCAAACUACAUGGUCUUUAUGGUGUGGAGGAAGUGAGGGCACAAUGAGUGUAUUCUCUUUAAGAGAUGAUGGCUUAGUGUUGAGUCAGGAUGCUGUAUCACACUUUACUACUUCAACACCUCCACCAACCAGUGAUGCUUGUGAUGUCUUAAUUCUUCAUGCGCCGCAGAAUCUUUCAACAGUCUCGCCACAUCUAAGAAAUUCGAUCUGGUCAUAUGUCUAUCCUGGAUGUGUCGUGUACCAUUGGGAUGCUAAAGACCAAAAACUAGUGAAUCGUUUAGAUUGCUCCAAGCUGGUGCCAUGUUCUGAAAGUUUGCAAUCUAUUAGUAUUGAGGAACACUUGUCUCCAUCUCAUUGCCAAGUAUCAGCAAUGGCAGUGUGUGGUAGUGAGGUCUAUGUUGGUACAACAUGGGGAUGUGUUGUUGUAGCAGAAGCAGAUUCAAUGCGUCCAAUUACAGUGUUCAGACCUUAUGAAGAUGAAGUGCGUGCUAUAGUUCCUCUUCCUCCUUCAUCAGUUAUUUUAGAUCAAGAUGGAAAUCCUGAGGACCCAUCAGAUCCUACUGAUAUUGGUAGCGAAAGAAAUUUAAAUCCUACUCCAUUAUUGGCCACCAUUGGAAAAGGUUACCGUAAUCUGCUUGGACGUUAUGCACCAAUGCCCCGGUCGGCACAACCUGAGCCAGCAGCUCAGAGAGCCAUGUAUUGUUUACUCUGGAGAGCUCAUCAUUGGCUCAAUACAUGAAGGGCCUUGUCAGUUUGCUUAGGAAAAUAUUUGAUAAUAGGUUAUAUCAAUAUAAUUCAGGGCCUUUCGUGCAGUCUCUGUGAGACAUACCUUAUUGCAAAUAAUAGGUGAAAUUUUGCUGUGCAUUUUUGAGCUCAAAUUGAUUAAUUGUCACAAUUUUAACAAAAUUUAGGUUGUAUUAAAAAAACAAAGUUUUGCUCAGGCUACUCAUAGCUGUAGAAGUCUCAGCCAAUUAAACUACUGAUGGACAGCUACUUAUAGCUGAAAUCAGUGUAGACUGCUGAAGCUCAGUCCAGCCAAAAUUAUAUGAAAGUUGGAAGUUAAAGCAAUUGUUUUAAACAAAAUUAAAUAUUUUUAUUAAAAUUAACAUUAGAAUAUUAAGUACUGUAAUACAUUCUCAAUAAAAUAUUUCAAUCCAGUCUUCAACACUUUAACACAAGUGAGUAUACUAACUCUUGUGUUACUUAGGUGCCACAAAUUUGUAUUUAUACCAAGUCCAGGGAUGUUUGGAAUGGUUGUUGAAAUGAUUUUAAAGUAACAAACUACUUUUGCUAUUGAGGUGUAAACCUCAGGUACAUCAACAAAUGUAUGUAAUUUAUUUUCACAUAAAUUUCAGUUACAAAUCAUACAAGAUAUUGCCUUAAAUAUUACCUAAUAUUAGGUGGCAGCUUUAAAACAUUUUUUUAUAUGUUAACUAGGUUCAUUUUCUGACUCUUGUAUAAUAUUGUACUUGUAUUUACACUUACAGUAUACUAGUAGGAAUUCCAACUUAUUUUCAUGAUUUAAUUUUCCCUUAAGUGAUAGAAGCAAAUGGAAGAUAAUUACAAUGAUGGUUUUUGAUGAAAAUGUCAAUACGUCUCAUUUUAAAGUUGAUAUUUUUACCAAAGAAGGGUAUUCCAGGAAGACGUGUAUAUAACAAUUCUAUUUAAUCAGCUGUGAUUUAAUGUGUAUGUCUAUGUAAAAUAUAACAUAGCACAAGUGUACUAUCACUUAAAACUCACAGCGCUUAGUCAGAAACAUCUGACUUAACCCAUAUUUCUCGUUCUCUAGUCAUUAACUCAUUUAUUGUGAUAAUCUUUUCUUAAUGUUAACACUCAUUUUCUUAAUUAGGCCUUUAAUUGCCAAUUUUUAGGAUGCAACCUAAUUUUAUUUUGGGUAUUUGUAUUCAUGAAAUACUGUAUAUCCCUUAAUUCAACUGGAAACUCUUGGUUAUGAUACAAGAAUUUUGUUGGGAUAAACUUCAUACAACAAUGUUGUCCAUCCACAUGAUUUACUGGAUUGAAAUACAUUUUCAGUAUCAAAAUAAUAAAUAUGAAAA